Molecule: messenger RNA, 487 nt
Organism: Exserohilum turcica Et28A
Lineage: Eukaryota; Fungi; Ascomycota; Dothideomycetes; Pleosporales; Pleosporaceae
Exons: 3
Coding region: 284-472 (62 amino acids)
Source: RefSeq, a predicted model, not a curated record
GUGCGAGCUAUAAGGGACAAGCGUUAAAUUACUUUGUCUAUUAUAGGGUAUGUCCGUUCCCUAAAGCUAUAGCUAAUUCGGUUCGCGAUGCGUGCGCCCAGAAUUAUAAGUAGCAAGCAGGAAACAGGUUAUCGUUUUUUUGUAGACUUGCAAUCUUGCUACUAUUCUUUGCUUAUUCACUUGUCCUGCUAAGAGCUUCUUUACUUGGUUUGUUCUUACAUAUCUUGAACACUACAUAAUUGGUAACUUCUUUACGAGUCAGCAUUACCAGUGAAAAAAAAGAAUGAAGUUCUCUACCAUAGCCGCUAUCUUCGUCAGCCUGGCUAUCCCAGCAUCCUGUAUUGAAUGUUAUGAUGCAAAACCGUGUUCUAGCUUCCCAUGCUUUGGUUGGUGUGAUGGAGUCUUUCCUGCUACACGUAUAAAGGGUGUUGAAGUCCCGGCCCAGCCAGGCCAAUGUACUUGUCUCUUUUGAAUAGAUAGCCUUGCG